Molecule: messenger RNA, 1485 nt
Organism: Cladocopium goreaui
Lineage: Eukaryota; Dinophyceae; Suessiales; Symbiodiniaceae
Source: the annotation of a GenBank genome assembly
GUGAUGCUGUGCAGACAGAAGCUUCGGGAAUUCAAACAGGGUCAUGAUGUUCAAGGCGGCAGCUCAGAUGAUAAGCAAGGCGGUGCAAGUUCUGACGACGAUGACGAGGGCGGAGAGCCAGCAGAGCCCCGCUUCGUGAUCGACGACGAGGGCCAAAUCACUUUCCAAGACAUCAUCAAAGAUUCCUUGGAGGAGGAAGUUCAUGCUUUCAUGGAAGAAAUUGAGCACAACAACAUUCGGAAGAUGCACGGUGCAUACUGUUGCCCUGUCUGCCCUUUCCGAGCUUUUGGUCGCUUGUGCCAGCUCUCUGAUCACCUGAGGCGCCAUCAUGUCGCCGCCAAGCAGUUUGUGUGCUCAGGAAAGAAGCAGUUAAAAGUGAUUUUGGCCUUGCACGAUUCAGAUUCUGUCCGCAAAGAGAACGGUGCAGACUACUUGUUUCGCAGUGCCAUGCUCCUUAGAACUCAAGUGGUUCCUCCUCUCGACCGCAACAAGAGUUUGAUUGACAAGAACCUACGCCUGCUGCUAGAGAAAGACGGUCCAAGAUAUGUCAACCAAAAGGCCCUUGGAGAACAAAUCGUUGCCCGCAGAGUGUUGAACAUCUAUUACGACAAAUCCUUUGCCGAAAUGGUCUACAGGGAAAUUGUCUUGCACCAUUCGAGUGACAUCUACAUGUCCUAUCAAGUCCAAAGCUUGAAGAGCUCCAUCUUCAAAACUUUGGAACACAGUCAGGAAUUCUUGUGCUUGUCCAUUGAUGCUACACUCAAAGUCUGCAUGACUGUGCAGGGACAAGCAAACUAUAGAGCAUCGGCCCAAACCCGAAAUGCGGCUUGCUUUGAUGAUGAGCAUUCUUUGAGAAGGGUGCUGACUAUCAGGGGGCGUACCGGUGCCGUCUUAGGCAUGGUUCCUGUUCCGAGUGAAGAGUCACCAAAGAUCAAGGAAUCUCUGCGCAAUCUUUUCUCCAACCAGGCAUUGUUCCAGGUUCGAUAUUUAGCUACGGACAACCCCUCUCCUAAGCUCUUCCGCGAGUUGAAAGAGAUCUGCCCAAACCUGAGCUGCCUCUCCUUGGAUCCUGUUCAUCUGGCCAUUGUCUACGAAUAUGCCCAGUGGGGGAAGAAGACGGCUGGAUCGAAAGUUCUACGGUGUUUGCUACAUAAGAUGAACCAGGUAGCCCCGAACAUGCGUUCCAGCUCUUGGGGGCCCCUCUUCACUGGCACCGCACCGCCAAGCCUGACUCGCGAUGAAGAGCGGGCACGACAUCUCAUCACUGACGGCAGCAUGGGCGCAACCAGGGCCAAACGCAUCCUGGACAACCUUCAUCCAGAUUCGCCUUUGUUCUGCCGAAUCACCUUCAUUGAGGCAUUAGCCGCCCUUUGUGCAACGUACCCACGUGAGGUGAGCCGUAAAGUGACAGGCUCCAACAAAGAAAUUAGGAAGGUUCUUUGGGCAGCCACAGCACCAGAUAGAUUGGAAUGGCUGAGGAACAAC